This is a messenger RNA of Aspergillus ibericus CBS 121593, 1402 nucleotides long. Its product is annotated as DUF1115 domain protein. Bases 135 to 1001 code for a protein of 288 amino acids. The record is from RefSeq and is a predicted model, not a curated record. The transcript has a single exon. Lineage: Eukaryota; Fungi; Ascomycota; Eurotiomycetes; Eurotiales; Aspergillaceae.
GUCGAGAAGCAAUACGAAGAAUAACCACCCCCACACUUUUCAGGAGACUCGAGUAGCACCCGGACCACUCCAGACCAUUUCUGUGCCGAGCCAUUCAUUCGAGAGCCACGCGGGCACCGCCACACAGUCCCAUCAUGACGCAGGAGCACUUCCUGCCGGUGGACAUGAUAGAAACACAGCUGUCCACCAUUGAUCUCCUCACGGCCAUGUUUCCCAAUCCCGGCGAGCUGGAUCUCCCGGCGUCCACAGCCCAAUGCGUGGAGAAGCUCCGCGACUGGUGCCAGGAUCCGGCCGGUGCACUCGCGGGUCUCCCGUCCAGCAUCCUGCUGGGGGUUUGUUUGCCCCUGGCGGAUGGGGAGCAGACCAUUCAGGUGAAUAUUUCGAUCCCCCUGUACAGUCCCACCCCAGAGCCGGACCUCCCGCCCCCGCCUAGCUAUACCCUCCGACAGCCCGACUGGAUGUCCAAAGCGGAGGUGGCGACGCUGGCCGCCGCCAUGCCGCCGGAGGACGUGUUCGAGGCCUUGGAGUACGUGCGCGAAGCCGCCACGCGCUUUUUGGAGACCCGGCAGGCCGUGACGGCGGAGACUACGACGGGUGGCUCCGGGCCCCUCGUGCGGGUGUGGUUCUAUUUCCCCUCGCUGUCGACGCGCAAGAAGCGGGAUGAUCUGGUGAACCAUGCCGCGGGGUACGCGUUGACGGGGUUUGUGUUGGCGGGGAAACCGGGGGUGUUGUGUCUGGAGGGGACGUCGGGGGACAUUGACGCGUAUAUGAGAUUUAUCAAGACGUAUUCGUGGGGCGAUAUCCCGAGUCAUCAGAAAAAGGUCAGCGAGCGGUAUCGCGAGACGGACGGGGUGCAGCGGGUGUUUGCGGGGAUGGAGGAGAUUACGGAUUCCCUGGGGGAACGCAGUGGACAGCGCGCCAACCGGGGGGAUAUGCAGGCGUUGGAGGCCUGGCUGGGGGCCCGGGGGCUCCAUGAGGCGUUUGAGCAGGUGAUCUUUUAGGUGUGUCGAGGCUGAGCUAUUGACAAGGCAACAACAUGCAACCCAGAUAUCCGGAUCUGCUGGCCGUUACCCACAUGCCGCGGCGGGAAUUUGGACGACAUCCAUUCCAAUCUCUCCGGUACGAAGUCCAGGCUUGCUACGGUGCCACCCUCUAUCUCUGAACCCCUCCCUUCUCCCGCUAUCAAAGCCCGGUGAGGAGCCUGAUGGGAUAUAUUGCCUCUAGGAGAGCCCCGAAGUUUAUCUGAACGAAUCAAGCGAGUGUUCCUACGUACUCUGACCAGGAUCAAACCGGAUUAGGGUUCCGCAGGCAUCAAAAUAAAUGUUUCGGAGGCUCCACCUGCCGGACCGAAUUGAUAUGGGCAUCUUGAAACGGCAGCUGAACAGUUGACGAUCGACUUUCA